Molecule: messenger RNA, 876 nt
Organism: Cyphellophora attinorum
Lineage: Eukaryota; Fungi; Ascomycota; Eurotiomycetes; Chaetothyriales; Cyphellophoraceae
Product: Nucleoside transporter FUN26
Exons: 2
Coding region: 1-876 (291 amino acids)
Biological process (GO): nucleoside transmembrane transport
Cellular component (GO): plasma membrane; fungal-type vacuole membrane
Molecular function (GO): nicotinamide riboside transmembrane transporter activity; nucleobase transmembrane transporter activity
Source: RefSeq, a predicted model, not a curated record
AUGGAUCGCGUCAAGCGCUUCUUUGGACCUCCGCAGCAGCCUUACGAGCCUAUCGACGACAGGCCGCACGAAGAUGGCGACAGCGUCGAGGAGGACCUCGAAGGUGGCCCAGAAGAACAGCCGUUCUCAUGGGUUGAAUACUUCAUAUUCAUGUUAUUAGGUGUGGCGAUGCUGUGGGCAUGGAACAUGUUCCUUGCCGCUGCACCAUACUUCCAGCGACGCUUCAGAACUAGUCAGUGGAUCUUGAACCACUUCCAGGCGGCAGAAGUGUCGGUGUCGACAGUGACGAACCUCGGUUCUAUGAUCAUCUUGACAAAAUUGCAGAAGGGUGCUUCAUACCCAAAGCGAAUCAGCGCGUCACUCAUUCUAUAUACGGCCAUAUUCGCGGUGCUGGCACUGUCGACACUCGUCAAGACUGGUGCUGGCGGCUACUUCGGCUUUCUGCUCGUCACCAUGCUGCUGUCAAGUCUUGCUACGGGGCUAAUCCAGAAUGGUCUCUUCGCCUUCACUUCAGGCUAUGGAAGGACCGAAUACACACAAGCGAUCAUGACUGGGCAGGGCGUGGCUGGUGUGCUACCGCCGCUUGUACAGAUCAUUUCCGUCGCAGCAGUGCAGAACAAGAACGGAGAUGACGCUGAUGCGGCGGCAGAGUCACCGAAGUCUGCCUUCAUCUACUUCCUGACCGCCACUGCUGUCUCAGCGGUCUCGCUGAUCGCUUUCUUCUACCUGCUCAGGCGGAAGGCUCAUGCAGAUGCUCUGGCGGCCGGAAGCAAAUCCACUGUCGACGGGGCGUCGGAAGGCGACGCCCUCACCGGUCAAGACCGAUUCGGCGAGCCAGAGCAGACCGACAUCAGCGACAAGCGACAGUCCCAUUAA